Messenger RNA from Prorocentrum cordatum, 1344 nucleotides. The record is from the annotation of a GenBank genome assembly. NCBI's taxonomy places the organism in Eukaryota, Dinophyceae, Prorocentrales, Prorocentraceae.
GUGGCUCGUGCGCUUCCGCCUGUGCGGCUGCGUCGCGCCGCCGCUGGCGGCCGCCCUCGCCUGCGGCCUGCUGCUGCUGCGCGGCGUGGGUGCGCUGGUGCUGGCCGCGGACGAGCUCGACGGCGCGCUGGGGGGCAGGUGGUCCCCGGCGCGCGUCGCGCUGCUGGUCGCGGGCGCCGGCGACUGCGCGGCGGCAGCCGCCGGGCUGGCGGGCCGCCUGUUGCAGCGGGGCGCCCCGCUCACGGUCCUGCCCGUCUGGCUGUUCCUCCACCUGCCGCUGCUGGUGGCGCUCCUGCUCGGCAGCCCGUUCCGCAGUCCAGGGGAGUCCGCCGACACGUGGCUCGGCAUCGCUGUGGAGCACGUGGCUGGGUUGCUGCUCCAUCCAUGGACCUGGGGCUGGCCCUCGUCGGGGUUUGGGUGUUCCUCGACACCACGCUGAGAGAGACCCUGGCGCCGCACGCCAUCCGAGUCUUCGUGGAGGCGGAGACGCUGGCGUGGGCGCGCGCGGACCCCUCCUGCGACCGGCGCCACCUCGUGGUUGUCCUGCUGCAGAGCCACGGCCUGCGGCGCCUGCUGUCCGAGGCGGGCGCGGACCUGCCGCGCAUGCACGCGGAGCUAGUCGCCGGGCAGCGGGACUCGCAGGGCGCCGAGGACGACCCCGACGUGGUCGUGCACCUGUCGGACUACUGCCCGCUGGGCCACGACAUGGAGGCUACGCUCCACGGGGCGGCGUGCCAGAUGAGGCUGAAGGGGGAAGACCAGCUCCGUCUGGACCACCUUGUCAUGUCCCUCUGGGGCUCUGGCAGGGCCGCUGUGGAACUGCAGUCGCGGCAGGCGGCGGACGUUGCGGGCCCUCGGGUCGAUCCCCCGAUCGCCCAGUACCGGCUCAACGUGCGCCAUCUCGAGGAGCAGCUGCACGCGCUCAAGGCCCGCGCCGAGCAGGCGAGGCUGCUGAAGGGGCCACGGGGCCCCGUCGUCCUGGGGUGCCUGCCCCUGGAGCCUGCGGUGGCCGUGUACACGGCCAGCCGCGCAGUCCUCGCCACCGUCGCCACGGCGUGGAUGCUGCUCACGCAGACGAGCGCCGGGGCCAUGGUCGGCCUCAGCACCGUGCCGGAGAUGCGCUGGCUGGAGCUCGCCGUGCACGCCGUGUCCGCCGUCUGCGCAGCAGCAGGCAUCGCGGGAAUUCUCGAGCACCGUGGUGGUCGACACAGCAUCUUGGACGCAGCAUACGAUGCGUCUGGGAAUGGCGACAUAGUGUUGGAGGAGGCGCUGGAUGCCGUGUCUGACCAGAAGGAGGCUACCGAGUGGCUUGCAUCGCUGAAGCGAGGCUCGAAUAACAAAUGA